UGCAGCGGAGGCGGCUGCGGGUGGCGGCUUCAGACGGCGGCUCCCGGCACCUGGUGGGACGGGGAGGGAGCUCGCGGGACAGCCACCUUCUGGAAAGAUGGUUCUUCAUUUGAACUCCCUCUUUGGCUUCCCUGUCUUACUUCUGUACCAUUGGAUGGGAACAUCUUUGCCUUUGAAUCUAGAAGAUCCCAAUGUGUGUAGCCACUGGGAAAGUUACUCAGUUACAGUGCAAGAGUCAUAUCCGCAUCCUUUUGACCAAAUUUAUUAUACCAGUUGUACUGACAUCCUAAACUGGUUUAAGUGCACACGACACAGGAUCAGUUACCGUACUGCCUACAGACACGGUGAAAAAACAAUGUAUAGGCGUAAAUCCCAGUGCUGCCCUGGAUUUUAUGAAAGCAGGGAAAUGUGUGUCCCUCAUUGUGCUGAUAAAUGUGUUCACGGUCGUUGUAUUGCUCCAAACACCUGUCAGUGUGAGCCUGGCUGGGGAGGACCUAACUGCUCCAGUGCAUGUGACAGUGACCACUGGGGACCUCACUGCAGCAGCCGUUGCCAGUGCAAAAACGGAGCCUUGUGCAACCCCAUCACUGGAGCCUGCCACUGUGCAUCAGGCUUCAAAGGCUGGCGCUGUGAGGAACGCUGCAAUCAAGGGACAUAUGGAAAUGAUUGCCACCAAAAAUGCCAGUGCCAAAACGGAGCCACCUGUGACCAUGUGACUGGAGAGUGCAGGUGUCCUCCUGGAUACACCGGUGCCUUCUGUGAGGACCUCUGUCCCCCUGGCAAGCAUGGGCCACAGUGCGAGGAGAGGUGCCCGUGCCAGAAUGGAGGGGUCUGUCACCACGUCACCGGGGAGUGUGCCUGCCCGCCAGGAUGGAUGGGCAUGGUCUGUGGUCAGCCUUGUCCUGAGGGUCAUUAUGGGAGAAACUGUUCCCAGGAGUGCCAGUGCCACAACGGAGGGACCUGUGACUCAGCCAUAGGGCAAUGCCACUGCAGCCCGGGUUACACAGGGGAACGAUGCCAGGAUGAGUGUCCAGUGGGGACUUAUGGAGUGCAGUGUGCUGAGACCUGCAAGUGUAUGAAUGGUGGGAAAUGUUACCAUAUUAGUGGUGCCUGUGUCUGUGAGCUGGGAUUCACCGGAGAGCACUGUGAUAUAAGGCUUUGCCCUGAGGGAAUUUAUGGUCUCAAGUGUGAUAAAAAGUGUCCCUGUCACAUGCCGAAUACCUGGAGCUGUCACCCUAUGUCUGGGGAGUGCUCCUGCAAGCCUGGCUGGUCUGGACUCUACUGCAAUGAGACAUGUUCCCCAGGAUUCCAUGGUGAGUCAUGUCAGCAGAUCUGCAGCUGCCAAAAUGGUGCUGACUGCGAUAGUGUGACUGGAAAAUGCACCUGUGCCCCUGGAUUUAAGGGGGCUGCUUGUGGUACUCCUUGUCUUCCGGGGACAUACGGAGUAAACUGUUCAUCUGUGUGCAACUGCAAGAAUGAAGCCAUCUGUUCACCAGUAGAUGGUUCUUGUGAAUGCAAAGCAGGUUGGCAUGGUGUAGACUGCUCAAUAAACUGUCCCAGCGGUACCUGGGGACUUGGAUGUAACUUAACUUGCCAGUGUCUGAAUGGAGGGGCUUGCAAUGCUCUGGAUGGAACCUGUACCUGUGCCCCAGGCUGGAGAGGAGAAAAAUGUGAACUCCCUUGCCAGGACGGCACAUAUGGUCUGGACUGUGCUGAACGCUGUGACUGCAGUCAUGCAGAUGGUUGUCAUCCAGCCACGGGUUACUGUCGCUGCCUACCAGGAUGGUCAGGCAUUCAUUGUGACAGCGUAUGUGUGGAGGGACAGUGGGGUCCAAAUUGUUCAUUGCCUUGUUACUGCAAAAAUGGAGCAUCCUGCUCUCCGGAUGAUGGAAUCUGUGAGUGUGCACCAGGAUACAGAGGCACCACUUGUCAGAGAAUUUGUUCCCCUGGGUUUUAUGGACACCGCUGCAGCCAGACAUGCCCUCAGUGUGUGCACAGCAGUGGUCCUUGCCACCAUAUUACUGGUUUAUGUGACUGCUUACCUGGAUUUACAGGAGCCCUCUGUAAUGAAGUAUGUCCCAGUGGCAGAUUUGGCAAGAACUGCAUUGGAAUAUGCACCUGCACCAAUAAUGGAACUUGUAAUCCUAUUGAUAGAUCUUGUCAGUGUUACCCUGGCUGGAUUGGUAGCGACUGCUCUCAGCCUUGCCCACCUUCCCACUGGGGACCCAACUGCAUCCACACGUGCAACUGCCAUAAUGGAGCUUACUGCAGUGCCUAUGAUGGGGAGUGCAAAUGUACCCCAGGUUGGACUGGCCUUUACUGUACACAAAGAUGCCCCCUAGGAUUUUAUGGGAAGGACUGUGCAUUGGUAUGCCAGUGUCAGAACGGAGCUGACUGUGACCACAUCAGUGGGCAGUGCACUUGCCGCACCGGGUUCAUGGGGAAGCACUGCGAGCAGAAAUGUCCUCAAGGUACCUAUGGGUAUGGGUGCCGGCAGAUAUGUGACUGUCUGAACAACUCAACCUGUGACCACAUUACAGGAACAUGUUACUGCAGUCCAGGCUGGAAAGGUGCCAGGUGUGAUCAAGCUGGUGUAAUUAUAGUGGGAAACUUGAACAGUUUAAGUCGUACCAGUUCUGCCAUCCUUGCUGAUUCUUACCACAUAGGGGCUAUAGCAGGCAUCAUCAUUCUUGUCCUGGUUGUUCUUUUCCUGCUAGUGCUCUUCAUAAUUUACAGACAAAAGCAGAAAGGCAAAGAAACGAACAUGCCUGCAGUGACCUAUACCCCAGCAAUGAGAGUCAUCAGUGCAGAUUACACCAUUUCAGAAACCAUUCCUCAUAGUAAUGGUGGAAAUGCUAACAGUCACUACUUCUCUAACCCUAGUUAUCAUACUCUAACCCAAUGCACUACCCCACCUCAUGUCAACAACAUGGACAGACUGAGUCUGGCAAAGGCAAAAACCAAUCAUCUAUUUGUGAAUCUUAAAAAUGUGGAACCUGGAAAGCGACGCACUGUCUUGGACUAUACAGGAACUCUGCCUGCAGACUGGAAACAUGGUGGCUACCUCAAUGAGCUUGGUGCUUUUGGACUUGAUAGGGGAUAUUUGGGAAAGUCCCUGAAAGAUCUAAUGAAGAACUCAGAAUACAAUUUAAGUAAUUGCUCUUUAAGUAGUUCUGAGAACCCAUAUGCUACCAUAAAAGACCCACCAGCUCUUGUACCAAAAAAUUCAGAAUGCGGAUAUGUUGAAAUGAAGUCACCAGCACGCAGGGACUCCCCAUAUGCAGAGAUUGCCAGCUCUGCUUCAGCCAAUAAGAACGUUUAUGAAGUUGAACCUACAGUGAGUGUUGUCCAGGGAGCAUUCAGCAGCAGUGGACGUUUCAGCCAGGAUCCUUAUGAUCUUCCAAAAAACAGCCAUAUUCCAUGUCAUUAUGACCUGCUACCAGUUCGAGAUAGCCCCACAACCUCUACAAAGGAGGUCAGCAGUGAAUGACACCAAAAGCUGAUGUGUGCACAGUGGGACUCCAAAGGGGCAAAGUGGCAUUGUUGUGCUCCUUCCUCUAGUUUACCUUUAUAUUUGGCUUCUAAUCUGUCCAGCAGAGAAUUGCUGGACUGCAGAAUCUCUACAUGAGGUUUGUAUUGUGUAUGCAAGUGACAGAUGGACAAAUGCCACACUCUGGGGAUCCUGAUCAUUCAUUUUUUCAUGGCAGCAAA
Calypte anna (Anna's hummingbird) is the source of this 3711-nucleotide messenger RNA. It is a transcript of the gene MEGF10, whose product is annotated as multiple EGF like domains 10. Bases 98 to 3490 code for a protein of 1130 amino acids. Lineage: Eukaryota; Metazoa; Chordata; Aves; Apodiformes; Trochilidae. Gene Ontology annotation, molecular function: protein binding. The record is from RefSeq and is a predicted model, not a curated record. The transcript is spliced from 25 exons. Gene Ontology annotation, cellular component: membrane.